Oncorhynchus nerka (sockeye salmon) is the source of this 862-nucleotide messenger RNA. RefSeq lists its product as uncharacterized. The transcript has 6 exons. Lineage: Eukaryota; Metazoa; Chordata; Actinopteri; Salmoniformes; Salmonidae. Bases 44 to 847 code for a protein of 267 amino acids. The record is from RefSeq and is a predicted model, not a curated record.
GAGUCUCUCUGGGGAGAGAGAGGAGGGCAGCCAAUUCUCUAAAAUGAGUCUCUCUGGGGAGAGAGAGGAGGGCAGCCAAUUCUCUAAAAUGAGUCUCUCUGCGGAACAUGACACCAACGUUAAGAGGGGUCAGUGCUCUAAAAUGAGUCUCUCUGGGGAGAGAGAGGAGGGGGGCCCUGCCUCUAAAAUGAGUCUCUCUGGGGAGAGAGAGGAGGGGGGCCCUGCCUCUAAAAUUCAUCUCUCUGAGGGACAUGACACCAAAGAUAAGAGACCAAUCAAGCAGGAGAGACCAGCCUCCCCUGUUCCCAGCUGUGUGUCCAUGAAGAGUGACUGGUCUAUGGUUCAUCCUUUACAGUUUAGAGAGGGAGACUUUUCUACUGAACAAAGACCAAUCAAGCAGGAGAGACCAGCCUCCCCUGUUCCCAGCUGUGUGUCCAUGAAGAGUGACUGGUCUAUGGAUCGUCCUAUACACUUUAGAGAGGGAGACUUUUCUACUGAACAAAGAAACCAACAGGAGAGAUCAGAGUCAGAGAUUCUCAGUGGUCAGUCUUCCCAGAGUCAUCAAACAGACCUGGCCUCCAUAUUCAGUAUGCUUGAAGAUAAAAUUAUGACAUUUGUGAAGAACGAGCUGAAGAUGUUCAAGAGGAUUCUUAGUCCAGAAUUCCCAGAAGGCUUUGAGAGUCAGAAACAGGAUAAGGAAGUGGUGGAUGCUGAAGAUGAGAAGCAGGAGAGCAGUGCCAGAGAGGGGGCUCUGAAGAUCACACUGCACAUCCUGAGGAAAAUGAACCAGAAGGAGCUUGCUGACACACUGGAGAAAUGUAAGAUCUGUCUGCCUCAUGUUGAAUGAUGUUUUAUAACAUUU